Cheilinus undulatus (humphead wrasse) is the source of this 3720-nucleotide messenger RNA. RefSeq names its product tripartite motif containing 2a (gene trim2a). The transcript has 12 exons. Gene Ontology annotation, molecular function: zinc ion binding; protein binding; translation repressor activity. Gene Ontology annotation, biological process: protein polyubiquitination; proteasome-mediated ubiquitin-dependent protein catabolic process; negative regulation of translation. NCBI's taxonomy places the organism in Eukaryota, Metazoa, Chordata, Actinopteri, Labriformes, Labridae. Bases 486 to 2720 code for a protein of 744 amino acids. The record is from RefSeq and is a predicted model, not a curated record.
CUGCACACGCUCGCUGCACUGCAGUGAGCCAGCAUUUAUUCACAGAGAGAGAGAGAGAGAGAGAGAGAGAGGGGAGGAAGAUGAAUGGAUGAGACAGACGGAGCCAAGAGGAAGAGUGAUUGGAGGAGAGGAAGUGAUGAGGAAGAGCGAAGGAGCAUAGAGGGAGGGCGGGGAGGAGAUGAUGUAAAAACUGAAAUACAAUCUGGACAAAUCGCUCCUCCUCAACUUGGCUCACGUGUGUGCGCACACCCAAAAACACUCAGAGGAGCGGUGUGUCUCUCACACACACAUCCUGUUGCCGGCUGUCUGCUGCUACCUAAAGGGGAGCAUCAUCUUGAUUGAGAACUGAAAUGACCUGGCUUAGACUCACAUGGAGCCAGUGUUUCAGUGUGGGACCUGAGGUGGAUGACGCCUGUUGAUCUGCCCAUAGAUGCAGCACUGGUGCAGGGUAAGAGGAAGAGGGACUCGUAUGUCAGAGUUUUAGGAUGGCCAGUGAAGGCUCCACUAUUCCCAGUCCCGUGGUCCGUCAGAUCGACAAGCAGUUCCUGAUCUGCAGCAUAUGUCUGGACCGCUACGAGAACCCUAAAGUCCUGCCCUGCCUACACACCUUCUGUGAGAGGUGUCUGCAGAAUUACAUCCCGGCCCACAGCCUCACACUGUCGUGCCCCGUGUGCCGCCAGACCUCCAUCCUGCCGGAGAAAGGUGUGGCGGCGUUGCAGAAUAACUUCUUCAUCACCAACCUGAUGGACGUGCUGCAGCGGGCUCCGGACAGCUGCAGCCAGGAGGCCGCCGCGCUCAACACCAUCACCACUGUGGCUGCAGGACAGCUGCUGUCCUGUCCCAACCAUGGAGGCAACGUCAUGGAGUUUUACUGUCCACCCUGUGAGACAGCCAUGUGUCAGGAGUGUACGAGCGGAGAACACGGAGAACACCCCACUGUGCCUCUCAAAGACGUUGUGGAACAACACAAGGCCUCGUUACAGGACCAGCUGGACGCCGUCAAGAAGAGGUUGCCAGAGAUCGACUCAGCGCUGCAGACUCUGUCAGAAAUCCUACAGCAGCUGACCAAUCAGAAGAGCUCCAUCGAGGACGACAUCCACACAACUUUUGAUGAGCUGCAGAAGACUCUGAACGUUCGCAAGAGUGUUUUACUCAUGGAGCUGGAAGUCAACUAUGGCCUCAAGCAGAAGGUGCUCCAGGCCCAGCUGGACAGCCUGCUGCAGGGUCAGGACGGCAUCAACAGCAGCUGUAACUUCACGGAGCAGGCGCUGAGCCACGGCACCGAGGCAGAGGUGCUGCUGGUGAAGAAACAGAUGAGUGAGCGUCUCAUAGAGCUCGCCAGCCAGGAGCUUCCUCUACAGCCCGGGGAGAACGACCAGCUGGACUUUAUCGUGGAGACAGAGGGACUCAAGAAGUCCAUCCACAACCUGGGCACUAUUGUGACGACCAACGCUGUGGCCUCUGAGACUGUAGCUACAGGUGAAGGGCUGAGGCACUGUUUGGUCGGAGUACCCACCUCUAUCACCAUCACCACUAAGGACAAAGACAGAGAGCUGUGCAAGAUGGGAAAUGCAGUCAUCAGGGCUGAAAUGUCCUCAUCUGAUGGCAGCAAAGGUGAAGGAGAGAUCCUGGACAACAAGAACGGCACUUAUGAGUAUCUGUUCACGGCUCCUAAAGAGGGGACUUUUAACUUAUCUCUGUGGUUGUAUGACCAACACAUCAAAGGAAGCCCCUUUAAGAUAAAAGCUACAAAGUCUAUAGACAUAUCGCCAACCUGUGACGGCAUGAAGAAGAGGCUGAAGUCUCCAGGAAGCGGUCACAUCAAGCAGAAGGCCAUAAAGAGACCGGCCAGCAUGUACAGCACGGGGAGGAGGAAAGAGAACCCCAUAGAGGACGACCUUAUUUUCAGAAUCGGCACCAAAGGUCGAAACAAAGGGGAGUUCACAAACCUGCAGGGAGUGGCGGCCUCCUCUCUAGGAAAGGUGCUGAUAGCAGACAGCAACAACCAGUGUGUCCAGAUUUUUACAAAUGAUGGUUUGUUCAAAAGCCGGUUUGGGGUCCGCGGAAGGACACCUGGUCAACUGCAGCGGCCAACAGGUGUGGCUGUCCAUCCGAACGGUGACAUCAUCAUCGCUGACUAUGACAACAAAUGGGUUAGCAUCUUUUCAAGUGAAGGGAAGUUUAAGAAUAAGAUCGGCUCAGGGAAGCUGAUGGGUCCUAAAGGCGUGUCGGUGGACAAAAACGGACACAUCAUCGUGGUCGACAACAAGGCAUGCUGCGUCUUCAUCUUUCAAAUCAACGGCAAGCUGGUCACCAAGUUUGGUAACCGCGGCAACGGGGACAGGCAGUUUGCAGGUCCUCACUUUGCUGCUGUCAACAACAACAAUGAAAUCAUUGUGACGGAUUUCCACAACCACUCAGUCAAAGUGUUCAACACAGAGGGAGAGUUCCUGCUGAAGUUUGGAUCUAAUGGUGAGGGUAACGGUCAGUUCAACGCCCCCACAGGAGUGGCAGUGGAUGUGAAUGGAAACAUUAUAGUGGCAGACUGGGGCAACAGUAGGAUACAGGUGUUUGAUGGCAGUGGCUCGUUCCUGUCCUACAUCAACACCUCAGCAGACCCACUGUACGGCCCUCAGGGUCUGGCUCUCACCUCUGACGGACACGUUGUGGUUGCAGAUUCUGGCAACCACUGCUUCAAAGUCUACCGCUACCUUCAGUAGCCCCCCCCUCGCUCUGUGUACAGUGUAUAUAUUUACUCACAUGGACCCAUUUGUGUCGGGCGACCGGCAGAUUUGCACUCACCUGUUCUUCCUUGUUGUCGUUGUGCCAUCUGUUUGACUCUUUCUCCACGUGUGUGUGUCCGUGGCAUCACCUCUGACCAAACAAAGACAGAGGGGAUUAUUUGUGGUUUGAAAUAAACACGAGGAUCUCCAAUGUUCACAGGUGGCUGAUGCUGAUUGGUGCUUUGAGGAGACACUCAUUACCUUCUUCAGGUCCCAUCUUAACUUCACAGUUUUUAAAAUCAAACUUUAAGAAUUGUAAAUAUGUUUGACUUUUGAUGUGUUGUGAGAUUGUGGUAAAACUGGAAAAUGAGGCUGUUGCACUGGUUCAUGAUUAUAGGUACUGGUUAGACACAGUGCUAUCAGAGACUGCUAUUCAAAUAAGCAAGGACCUUAGUUACAUGAAUGAUAAAGGAAAUCAAUUUGUAGUUCCACUAACUGUAGCUUCCUGCUCUGAAGAGUCCUCACAUUUUGCCUGUUCACUAUGAAAUAAAAACACUGUAGGUAGCAGGGUAUUUUAAAGCAUGAUAAUGCAUCUCUGUGCAUGCUAUUCUUACUAAUAAACACCAGUAAAAAGAUAGAGUGCACUGUAUAGAAACCAACUUUAGGCUGAUAAGUAACAACAGCACCAAAAUGACAUUCAAUUGAAGCACUAUUUCAAUGACACUUCAACCUAUAUAUAAAAAUAACCACUGGAUGUUGUAUGUCAUCACUCAGAAAUAACACAUAAGCAGUUAUUUUAGUAAGCUGAUAACUUAAUUUUGAUACAAAGAACACAUAAAAUGACUGGUUGUGUUUGUUGUGAUCGAUUAAGGUACCAAACUGAAGCAAUUUGAUAUGGUGACUUACAAUCUGGAGUGUGUUUGUGUACUGUAUGUAUGUAUGCAAGUGGGUGUAAUGUGUAUGAAGCCUCUUGACGUUUGGAUUUACAACCUGCUGU